UUGGCGGUAGCGUCCGUUGGAAAAGUGCGCCAUUUUUUUAGAUUCAGUGGAAACAGAGGCGUUUGGAAAGGUCGUUUUGCGCUGAUUCCGUGGUUCGGCGGCUGCGCGAUUGUUUCCCGGCGAAUAUAUUCGCACGCGACGAAAUUAAGCGUUGCGUCUUCAACGUCGAUUCGUUGUGCCCUGGAAGUCGAAUGAACGCUGAGGCGUAUUCUCGUGGUUCUCGUUUCCUCAAGUGUGCAUGCCGAGGCGGAGUUGGAAAAUCUGCGAGUUCCAUAAAAUUCUAACCUCGGUGAACGCUGUUUGGGUGCUACGGUUAUUUUCAUUCAAUUCGGCAAAAUGUCGGUGGAAGCGCUCAGCGAUUCCGAAUUGAGAACCAAACUCGCUGAGUACGGUUACCCGGUCGGUCCGGUCACCCAGACUACUAGGAAGAUUCUUGUUAGGAAACUUAAGAAUCUCAUCGAGACUCGCGGCGGUACGGGAUCGAGGCAUUCUUUGGCUGCCAGGUAUAGCAGCGAUGACACGGACGAUGAUGGCAGCACUGCAACACGAAAAAAGAAAACCAAUUUGCGCAGGCAGACGAUGGCAAAUCCGAUGCCUCCACCCAUGUCUUCUGCAGUCCCGUCACCUGCUCCCUCUAUUGUAUCCAGAAGUGUUGCCAAACGUAGGACAGCUACAAAGGAUCCAGAGUCAAAGAGUUUAUCAGAGUCUGAAUUUGGGGACCAUCCAUUACAAGUAUCGAAUCACUCGAUUGUAAAAACGGUACACAAAAAGUAUACAAGAGCUUAUAAUGUUUCGAGUACCACCGAUGGAUUAGAAACAGGCUCUGAUUCAGACAUUAUGGAAGAAGUAGAUAAAAAUCGGAGCCAGACCAUUCAUAAAACGAGUCCUGUUAAUUCGUAUGAACUCGGGAAGCGAGAUCAUGAUUUACCAAUUUCAGACCAGCCCUCAAAACCUUAUGAUAUGAAAUCGACAUCCUCUUAUUCUGUAAAGGAUGAUAAGUAUUCAUCACCUUCGUACAAACCAAUUAUUUCAUCUAUACAGCCAAUGAAAGAAGAUAUUUAUGUGAGAGAUAAAAGCAGUAAUGAUCCCCUUGCUAAUUUUGAAACUCCAUAUCUGUCAGAGUUCACAAGAAGACUCAGCUUACAGUCAUCAGUAAACUUACCUUCAGCUUCAAAAUCUACAGUAAGAAGUCCCACUUUACAUCGAACUUCAGCUGGCUUACCUGAAGUAAAGGAAACUGAUUCGAAUGGUCAUUUUUCUACAUUGCGAUCACUAUACCCAUUGUCUGCUUCAAGGUUUAUGAAAUCGUCCAGGUUUCGAGAUAUUGGAAGGACGUAUAAAUCAUCUGUGGGCAGUAAAGACGAAGUGAAAAAUAAUCAAAAUUUGAUCUCGGUUUUGCUGGUGGUAGUUCUGGCCCUAUUUUUUGGAAUUCUAGCUUUCGUUUACUUGGGCCUUAGUGGGAAGUCAGACAUGCCAUCUCUCACACCGGGGAACGUUCCGCGCUGCUUGUCCGACAAACCUGAUAAUAAUAAGCCUAGGGAGAACUGCGUGUAUUCAACAGAUGAAAUUCCGGCAAUGCAAUUGUUGAAGGACCUUCAACCAAUUCUGAUGCAAAAAGCUGCGGCUGCAGUCUGUGAUGAUACGAGGGGAUCGCCUCCUUAUCUAACUGACGAAGAUAUCGAAAUGCUACAACCAACGAACGUCAAAGUCAGAGAGGAUCUGAGAAAUGCUCAACUUUUGGCCUUUAAAAAUCCUGAGUGGAGGAUUUCUUUCAUUGAAUUCGAUGAAAAUGAUUCUGGAAAUGAGAAAGUCUUGGAUUCGAUGGAAAGAAUAAUUGAAGCUCGAACUAAUCAUAAACUUGGAAUGGUAAUUUUGAAUCCUAAACUACCUUUGCAGUGUUUUAUUCGGAUAAAAGUAUACACUGUGCUUUCUUACAUGCUGAUCAUAAGCCUUGGAAUUUUGACAAUUGUCGGGACUCAAAGGUUAGUACUUUGGUAUCUGAGGUACAAGAAAACCACAGAGAGAGAAGUCUUUCAACUAGUCAGCGAAAUUAUUGGAAUGGUAGAGCUGCACCAUCAAAACUCGCUGAUGGCUAAUCCUAACAACACGAAGGAGACUUAUCUUGCGAUUAAUCAUGUCCGAGACAAUCUCAUUCCUCCGGAAAAACGUAAGAAGAUGGUUCAUCUCUGGGAGAAGGCCGUCAAAUUCAUUGAUGAAAACGAAUCCAGGCUCCGAAGGGAAGUACAGCAGGUGGCGGGAGAAGAAUUUCACGUCUGGCGCUGGUUGUCGUGUAAUAGUCUUAGUCCUUCUAAUUCCCCAAUUGCUAAUAAGAAAUCCAAAGUUUGGCAAGGACAAGCAUUUGAGACAAUGGAAGGUUCUGUUAACAGCUUGACGUACUCACCUACUCCCUGCCUAAAAAUCCGGCAUAUGUUUGACCCAGACAUUGAAUUCGAGGACGACUGGGAAGUCAAAGUACAGGAUGCGAUUCUCGAAAAAUGCGGAGAAGCUGUUGGAAUUCUCCACAUUCGAGUAGAUCGCGGCAGCAGAGAAGGAUGUGUUUACAUGAAGUGUAUGUCCCAAGAAGACGCUGGUAAAGCUUAUAGAGCUUUACAUGGCUGUUGGUUUGAUGGACACUUGGUCACUGUGAAGUACCUGCGAUUGGAACGGUAUCACGAGCGAUUUCCAGAUGCCAUUCACUGCUCCAUCCCUUUAAAGCCAAGCAACAAUCAACAGCUCUCUAUGCAAGCGCACUACACGGUUUACGCUAACAAGAACAACGAUAACUGUCCUGUGCCUUGAAAUAGUGCUGUAUCUUUUUCGUGAUUAAUGAGAUCCGAUUGAUUAGGAUCUACGAGACUAUUGACCUCCUGCGCGGAACCCGAGUUCUAACAAGAAUGUAUCUUGAAGUUUGCAGAAACCAUACUCGUAUAAGUCUAGGGAUCGGUCACUAAUUAUCGUAUCACCAUGUUUUUCAUGUCCUUAGACACUACAGGGUAUCAGGAAAUUCAUAGUAAGAAGAGAAACAGCAUUAUUAUACACAGAGAUGAUCGGAGAGAUGUUUCACGUCAUUGUUUGAAAGGGAGGCACGGCCCGCUGGCGCCCUCUACACCUGUUACACCUCUGUAAAAAUUGGAACUACUUUCAAAGGGGAGAAAUCUUCGUCAUCGGUAAAACAGGGUAUACGUGGGUGCUGCGUCGUAAUCUCAAUCAUCCAAGCGUAACAACUUUAUUUGGUAUUCGUAGUCUUCUUUCCCAACCUACGUUGACCCUGAUACUAACAACGAAAAGGUGAUAACUUAAUUCUGUCGAUGCUGUGCUCUAUUUGAAAUCUGCAGACGCGUUUUUCUUUACCGAUAGAGAACAUUUCGCCCCUUUGAAAGCAGUUACACGACGCUAGGGAGCCGUGUAACUUUUCGACAAUGGCGUGAAACAUCUCCCCGUUCAUCUCUGUUAUACAUAACCCAUCGACAAUGGGAUUACAUGUAACGGGGUUAUGUUUUUUCUUUAAUAUCGAAUUAACCUGGCUCGUAAGUCAGCUAAUAAAUAAUGCUGAAGUAAAAUGGCGCAGGGUUUUCCGAAUUUCUGGAUAUCCCGUAUAUGUAUAUGUGGACUAAGCAUUCCACUUAUUUAUGUAUGACAGAGUGAAGUUCAUGUUGGGCCACGCGAUGAAAGGCACAUAUAAUUAACCCCUUGCAGUAAUUUCAUUGGUCUGACUCGCGAUAAAAAUGUUGAGUUAAACAUGAACAUCGCGAGUCAGACUCUCGUGAUCACGAUUUUUUAUGAAAAGAAUUUUUUUAAUUCGUUCUACGAGUAUCUUUCCUCUCAAUUUCGACUCGUUUUCCGAAAAUCUUUCAGGAUCACUUUAGUUCGGAUUUCCCCGGACUAAUUUGUACGGCAAGGGGUUAAGUAUAUGCGUGGCACUUGAUAUACCUUCCUUAUAUGUAUAAAAAUAAUCGAUACAUGUUUAUUAUAAUAAACUUAUGACACAUUUUCCCAGAACAGAAAUUAGAUAAUUAUAACUUCAGUGACUUGUGUACAUUUUUAGUUAUAUUCUCACUCCAAUAUCUUUAUAAAGUAGUAUCAUGUCUUUUGACGGGCGUACGGUACAACAAUGAAUGAUUCACACUUCUUUUUAAGGAAUGUUAUAUGUUCAUGUAUAUAUCGUCUAAGUUGAUAUCGCGUAAUUUUAUAUAAUGAACACUUAGUAUGUCUCCACUAUAUAGUAAUACUUUUCGGACAUUUAAGUUUAUCCUCGAGUUUUAUAAGAAACAUAACAGAUAUCAUUUCUUUAAGCUCUUCUUUGUAAACAUUAUUUUAGACCACUGACAUGUUUUAAAGCAAUGAAAUACCAGUUAGUAGAAUGUUGACAAGUCGUAAGUCUGUGUAUAUGUACUGUUUCAGGAUUUUUUCCCUUUCGUAUGUACAAAAUGUUAAUAAAUGUUGUCAGUAGCCAUCAAAAGUAUGUUCCGAGAUGGAUAUUAUCAUCUGUUAAUUUAAAAGAUAGGAAGGAUUGCGGGUAUUAACCCUUUACACUCGAUAAACGACUGCCGGUCGCUACAGGCAUCUUCGAGUACAAAUAGUUCCAAGUUUUAACGUUAGAGGACUUACGAUGUAAACUUUCUACUAGACGAAGCAUUUCUAGAAAGCGUGCAUGGCUCGUCAUCAAACUCGUCUUGUAAAUUAUAAAUCAUCCGUGCACCUAAUGAGCUAAUUUACGUAUUAACCGAAAAGGCUGUAACUGCACUUUCCAAUGGGUGUAACGAUCUGCCUUACCCUCGCGCAAUAAUGGAAAAUAUUUUAGACAAGUAUUUCAUUCAUUGAAAUAAGGAACUUUCAGAAGAAAUAUUUUCUUGUACCAUGGACCGUAAAAAGAGACGAUUACGUUUAUCUUAUUCGAUACUAAGUACAGUUACAAUCUGUUAGCGAAUAAUCGGACUAAUAUUUUUGAAGCACUGUCAAACUUGGUUAAUUUGCGGACUUAGUAAAUUGUGAUUGCAGUAGAGGAAUUUUUAUCAUCUACAUCGUUACUCCGGCUUAAAGCAAGAAUGUUUCAAUGAGUUUAAAACCAUGUACCGAUAAGGAACGUAGGCACUAUAUGAUCGUUUUCACUACGGAAUUAGGUGAUCUAAUGUACAACAAAGAACCACAUAAUUGUAACAGGAUCUGCCUUAAACAGUAACGAUGAGCACUUUGAAAUGGCCUUCCAUUUUCUUGGAUGGAAUUGUGUCGAAAAAUCGUAUUAGUUUCAUGCUCAAGCGAAUAUGCCGAAUUGUGAAUAACGCGUUGGUAGAUUAAGCCAUGUACACGCUUUAUCUUUGUCAAGGCAUCCACUAAAGUAAACUAUUAUAAGGAUCGUCCAUGUAGAUAACUGAAAGAAAAGCUGUACCUUACGCGCAUUCACCUGCGAACGCACGAAUAUGCACUUGUGGGUGCAUUGCGUAUGUUAACAUGUGUGUAUGUCACACUUGGCGGAAAUAUAAGCCCGCCACGCAUAGAAAACAAUAAAGAAAGAGGUAUCGCAAGCGAGAUUGGGAUGAUUUUAAUAGCAAGCUUGCGAUUGAUUUCCCAUGUCUGUUAUUUUAUAAAUUUUUCUAUGUGCAGCGGGCUCUAUACUUAAAUGAUAAUACACGCCUCCAUGUGAAUGCGAACGCUAAUGCAUAUCGCAUAGUUGAAAGUUAAGAUAGAACAAUUAAGAGCAAACUAUAUAUGAAACUGGCGGCUAAGUUAUGAAAUGAACUAUCAAUAAAGUACAUAUUUGUCUA
Messenger RNA from Orussus abietinus, 5762 nucleotides. It is a transcript of the gene MAN1, whose product is annotated as inner nuclear membrane protein Man1. Bases 337 to 2799 code for a protein of 820 amino acids. NCBI's taxonomy places the organism in Eukaryota, Metazoa, Arthropoda, Insecta, Hymenoptera, Orussidae. The record is from RefSeq and is a predicted model, not a curated record. Gene Ontology annotation, cellular component: nuclear inner membrane. Gene Ontology annotation, molecular function: chromatin DNA binding. The transcript has 11 exons. Gene Ontology annotation, biological process: negative regulation of BMP signaling pathway; nuclear envelope organization.